AUGGAGGAUUAUCUGAAUAGUACUUUAAAUGCUCUGAAAUCAGAAAACUAUGCAAACCUGACUAUUGUCAUUGGAAAUGAAAGUUGCGAUCUGGAUUCUGCGGUCUGUUCGCUUGUGUAUGCGACAUUCCUACAUUGGCAACACCAAAAGAUGAAGUGCAAAGUGUGUACAAAGAAUAAGAGGGAUGAGAAUACAUAUAAGGAUGACAUAUUUAUUUGUAUGCUGGAUGUUGAAAGGCAAGAUUACUUAUUGAAAACGGAGGUAGCUUUUUGCUUUAAGGAAUGUGGAGUAAGCGAGGAACUAUUAGUGUUUAGAGAUGAUAUAGACAUAACAAACCUAGUGGAAAACAAUAAAACCAGCAUAGUACUAGUGGAUCAUCAUGUGUUGUCGGGGAAGUUUGAAUUCCUAGCCCCACACGUUACAGAAAUUAUAGACCACAGGCCCAUAGAUAAUACAAAUUGGAGGUAUAGAGAGGAUGUAAGAAGUACAAUAGAAAUCGUAGGUUCCUGCUGUACCUUGGUUGGGCAGAGGAUUGAAGAUUUAUCAACUUUGAUGCAUCGGGGUGGAUUUUACGAUGACUUCAAGGUGUGUGCGGACUUAUUGCAUAGUGUAAUCCUAUUAGAUACAGUGAAUUUCUCUAAAGAAGUGAACAAGGGAACGCUGCACGAUGAAGAUAUAGUAACCUCACUUGAGACUAUUCUGGAAAUAACCGACUGUGAGAAAGUUCGGAGAGAAAAAGUCGCGCGUCUAGUCGCAGCGAGGUGCGACGUCGGGUCACUGAGCGCUGCGCAACUUCUACGAAAGGAUUUUAAAGUUGUCGGAGACGUUUUUAUUCCGUCGUUCCCUGUAUUAGUUGAGGAUUUACUUAAGAAACCUGGCGCUUUAGAGGCCGUCAGGGAAGCCCUGGUCCUCCGCGAUUGUUCCAUAGCGUUGUUACUAGGCAUGACUUUAAAUGGACAUCUUCAAAGGGAUGGAGCUAUAAUAUCUGAUGAUGAAAGAAAAACUGAAGCACUAUCAAAACUUCUCCGAGAAUGGUCAAGUCCGUGUCUGCAGCUGUCUCCAGAAAUCAAGAAAGGAUUGUUUUACUACAAACAGUUAAAUUUAUCGGCAUCUCGGAAACAAUAUAUCGCGCCAGUUAACCAGUAUUUAAAUGAUUUUAAACAAUAA
Molecule: messenger RNA, 1167 nt
Organism: Leptosia nina
Lineage: Eukaryota; Metazoa; Arthropoda; Insecta; Lepidoptera; Pieridae
Source: the annotation of a GenBank genome assembly